Messenger RNA from Pseudophryne corroboree (corroboree frog), 4735 nucleotides. RefSeq names its product PHD finger protein 6 (gene PHF6). The transcript is spliced from 10 exons. The record is from RefSeq and is a predicted model, not a curated record. Gene Ontology annotation, cellular component: nucleus. Bases 24 to 1283 code for a protein of 419 amino acids. NCBI's taxonomy places the organism in Eukaryota, Metazoa, Chordata, Amphibia, Anura, Myobatrachidae.
UGGCAAAAGUGACUGUGGGAAGGAUGGGUCGACCAAUACCUGCAUCCGCAUCAUGUGAUCUAACCUACACAAUGCCAGGUUUUGCACAUCCUAUCUGGAAAGGAGAUGUGUGUUGCUCCCAAUGCUGGUUCCAGUGGAUAAGAUCUUCUUUAUCAAACUUGUUUUCGAGUGAGUUUCAAAACAUGUCGGGCUCUGCCAGGCAGAAAAAAGGAUCUUUGCAGCAACAUAAAUGUGGUUUCUGUAGGUCAAACAGAGACAAGGAAUGCGGGAAGUUGCUUAUGUCCAGUAACCAGAAGGUGACAGCGCAUCGUAAAUGUCUGCUGUUUUCUUCAGCACUUGUAUCUACACAAUCAGACAGUGAAAAUAUUGGUGGGUUUUCCAUAGAAGAUAUACAGAAGGAACUGAGAAGGGGGAAAAAACUGAUGUGCACACUCUGCCACUGUCCUGGAGCUACAAUUGGCUGUGAUGUGAAGACCUGCCACAGGACCUAUCAUUAUCACUGCGCUCUGCACGAUAAAGCCCAGACACAGGAAAACCCAUCGCAAGGAAUAUACCUGAUAUAUUGUAGAAAACACAAGGAACAGAUGCAGAACUCAGAAGAUGAGUUAGGAGGAGGAUUUGGUCACAGAGACUUGAGUCCAUCGCCCCGUAAACGUGGCCGAGGUAGAGGAUCGCGUGGAAAUUCAAGAACCACAAAUUCCAGAGGGAAGUCUGAGGAGAGCAGACUCCCAUCUUCACACUGUACAGAAGAGACAGAAAGCAGCUCCAGCAGAGACAGGUCACCUCACAGAAGCAGUCCAAGUGACACUAGACCGAAGUGUGGGUUCUGUCAUGCGGGUGAUGAAGAGAAUGAGACACGAGGCAAGCUCCAUGUAUUUAAUGCAAAAAAGGCUGCUGCUCAUUACAAAUGCAUGCUUUUCUCCUCGGGUACAGUCCAGCUCACAACAACAUCAAGGGCUGAAGUUGGAGAUUUUGAUAUUAAAACUGUGAUACAAGAAAUGAAGCGAGGCAAGCGAAUGAAGUGUACGUUAUGUGGUCUACUUGGUGCAACAAUCGGAUGUGAAAUUAAGGCCUGUGUGAAAACAUAUCAUUAUCACUGUGGCGUAGAGGACAAAGCUAAAUAUAUUGAGAAUAUGUCACGGGGGAUUUACAAACUCUAUUGUAAAAAUCAUAGUGGUAAUGAUGAAAGAGAUGAAGAAGAUGAAGAACGUGAGAGCAGGAGCAAAGGGAACGCAACAGGUGGACUUGACAAUAACACUCCACAGCAGGUCAAUGGAAACUGAGACUCGAACAUCUUGAUAAGCAUGAGAUGCCUGGACCCAGGGACAGACCAUCCGUUUGCGGUUGGGGAAUGCUGGACAUUUUUCAAGUUCCAAGUUGCAUUUUAUUGACACUUGUGAAAAGGAUGUUAGGUCCCCCCCUCUCUCCCUUGACUUCCUUCCUCACAUCCACCUCAUAAAAUAUAAAUAUAUAUUUAACAUUUUGAUGGUUUCUUUUAAAAUAUACGUUUUUGAAAGAAUUAAUGAAAAGAAGUUGUAGUAAACUUGCCAAAGUGUCCAAAAACACUGCAAGGCAUUUUGUGGCCAUGGAAUAAAUGAAAGUUUAUGCUUAUUUUAUAAGCAGGCAGGCUUUAUUUUUAUUUUUUUCUUCUUCUUCUUCUAUUCUUUUUUCCUGUCUCCCAUUAUGUCAACCUGAAAUGUAUACCUUACACUGAGGCACAGCCAUUGAGCAUGGUAAUAUUUUAUUAUCUGAUAAAGGAAUGAUGUGCUUGUCUAUACUACAUAACAUAUGUACAUUGUCUGAAUUUAAUUGUUUAGGCAGAGAGAAUGUGGAGUGUAAACUACAUGUCUGCAUGGUCCUCGGACCGGCCAGUUAGCACUAAUCAGAUCUCCAAUUUCAGUUCACGUCUUUAAACCUAUUGAAGGGAAACAUUGGAUCUAUUGGCCAAUUAGUACAUCCUCAUUGUUUUAGGGUUUUUUUCUCUCCCGUUGUGUUUUUUUUUUUUUUAAAUCUGUGCAUACCCUAUUUUACCAUGCGUGCGUAUGUGUAUACAUAAAAAAACAAAAAAUAAAAUUACGGAUUUAAAAAAAAAAAAAAUAUGAACAUGCAAUAGGGAAGUAUAGGGUCUAUUACUUAUAGCACCAAGGAUUACCUGAGGAAUCUGUUAUUGUUUUCAAAGCGCUUACGUGUCCUAAUGCAUUUUCUAUUAAUUAAUGUUUAUUAUUGCUAAACAAAAACUAGUCUUGUUAAUAUAAAUGUAAGUGCAUUUGUUUUUUAUUUUUAAUGUUUUUUUUUUUUUUUGGGGGGGGGGAGGGGGGGGAUGCUGAAUGUGUAGGAUAUUUUGCAGCGUUCCUCUUGGCACCCCUCCACACACUAUUUAUUUCUCUAUCUUUUUACUGGUGAUCACCACCUUGUGGAGCGAUUUCAUGGUCUAAAACAGUAUCCCGAAGCAUAAUUUGCCCAUUCAUUAGAUAUAAGUGACUGGUUCGUAUGGAUUAAUGGGUUAUAUACCCAAUAUUGUUUGCUGCCACCACUAUAAGGAGGUUAUGGGUACACUUUAUAAAUAACUGGCUCCCUAUGUUCCAUAUAAUGUAUUUUUCUUAAGAACACAAUGGCAGUCUAUAAUGUGUUUUUAAUUUUGAAAAAUCUGUAAGAAAAUUAGUGAAUAUUCAUUUUGAGGGAGAAACUACUUGGACACUUCAAUUGUUUCUAUAUAGAAGGGGAUUUAUCAGCAUGACCUUUGAUUAUGAAACAUGCCAGUACUUCUUACAUGUUAUAAAAAGUAAUCUCAACCUCUUGUGACUCCAAGGUAACCGUACAUUUUGCCCAUUAAAAAAUAAAAGAAAGUACCUGUGUUGGCCAAGACACUGUUCAAUACACACAGUCAAAGCUCCAUAAUUAACAAUUAUUGCUGUGAGCCAGCGCUUUAAUUAUUUAAUAUAUCUAGGGGUACUAUGUAAUGUCUGAUAUUUAAUUGGGUACUGUAGAGAGGCUGGUUUUUAAUAUACAUCAGAACCUUACGGUGGUAAAAGUAAAGUCUGUAUUUGUACCUUUUAUCAGUUAACAAAAUACAAAACUCAAGUUUAAAACACAUAAAAAAUAAAUAUAUAUAUAUAUAUAUAUAUAUAUAUAUAUAUAUAUAAUAAAACAAAACAUUUUAUUUAUUUUUGGGGUCUCCAUGGUUCUUUCCGCUAUUAGAAAGUGUCUGUAGAGUGUUUUUCAUAGCUCUGAUUCUGUUCAUGCCAUACCUACAUAUAUUGAAUGUCCUGUAGGUACCAAUAUACUAGGUUAAAAAAAUGAAAAAUAAUAAUCCAGCUGUACCGUACUAAUGGAAAUUAACGGUAAGGGGCAACGUGUGCCAGAAAUGCAGCAUGUAUUGUUUUCAGUGCAUCCUUCUUUUUAUGGUAAGUAUUGAAGCUUAUAAAAUAUAUACAUUUUGUUUUACCAUAGAGAUUACAUAAUGACGGUCAUCCUAGCUGCACUGACUUCAGCUUUUUUUCCGUUUACCAUUACAUAAUAAAUUGCUUCCUGGAUUUUUUCAGUGGGUUUCUGCUGAUUAGAUUUCAGCCCCCACACUUGCUUUCUAAAAAAAUAUCACAAACCCUUAGCAACACUACAUAUAUUGUUAAAAUGUCUAGCAAUUAAUAUAUGAACAUUCUUUAAACUAAUGGAAAAACAUACCCCGCUGAGCUAUGUACAUGCUUUCCACCAGAUUGGAAAACAAUCGGCCUUGUUGUAGAGUAAGGAGCCAUAAGUUGCUGUCUUGGCUUGGAUAUUGCACCAUCUAAGCACACGGUCCCCUAGGUGUAGUAAUACAAGCGAGUGAGCUUUGAGACGGCACAGAUGCCUUGCACUGUAACGACUGCCCACACAGAGCUUCCAGGUGAUCUCGGGCAGUUAGCUUCACUUUAUUUUUACAGUAUGUUCCCACUAAUAAUGACUGACGGCGAUAAUUGCUUUUGUUAUAAGCGUUAACUGUGUAAUGGUCUUUUCAGUCAUUUUCUUCGCAGCCAGCCACGAAUCAGGAUUUCAGGACAAAUGCAUGUUUGUAUAGUGAUUAUCUUUAGGAGCUAUUUAAUUGCAUCUUCAUUGCUGACAUCCUAAAACUGUGAAAGGAUUAUGAUUUGGACAACCUUGUAAUAUAAUAUAUUGUACACUUUUAUUUGUUCAGUAAUGUUUGAAAAGUGCCUUACCAUGUAAAUAAUUGUAUUUGUAUAUUCUUGACGAGCAUCUUCUGGAUAGUGACCUGGUAAUGUUUAGUAAUAUGUACCGCUGUAUUUUGCUGUAACUGUCCGUAAGUGUAGUUUUACUAGUUAGGCAUGAAGAACUUAUUUAUAGUAGGUAUGUAACAUUUACAUGCAUUUUAUUUCAAGUCUGCCAUCGUUUCAUAACUAAGUAUGUAAGCUUUAUUACUCUGUUCUGGCACAUUUACUGUUAUACAGAAAUGUUGGGAUACUGUAACAGACUUGUUUUAUGGCUAAAUAUAGAUAUAAUGGUGACAUUCUCAUUCAUGGCAGAUUUUACGUUGUCACUUCUUUUUUUUUUUUUCUUUUCUCUCUAACUGCCGUGCAGCAGGGAUGGGAACCCAGGAAUGCCUGAUGUGGUGUUGUACACAGCUACCCAGUGCAAUGUUAUAGGUUUAGUUAUAGGUUUACACAUUCCUGCUAUAUGGUGGUUUAGGUUUUUCUUAUUUUGUUUUUAUUAUUAAAAUGGUUACACCAUCUUUAACCUGAAU